CCGCCGACUCCCGCAAGUGCCGGGCCUUGUGGCACGUGCUCUCGUUGUUCGGGUAAGACCGGGAAAGUGUCUGUGCGGGUCGGGACGUAGGUCAGGCUGGAAGGGUUAGGGCUUGCACUGGACAGAAGGCCUCCAAUUGUUUUGAUCGUCAAUGGUCACAGGUCUUGCUCUCACAAUGAAGAGGGCUGUCGGGGCUUAACGAUGUACUCCGUACAAUCCAGCCGUAUUGCUGACCGCCGCCGCUAAGAGCGUUUAGGUCUCGGUCUCCUUUUGAAGGCAACCAAGUCACUACCUUUAUGAAUCCCUGUGGGAAACAUGAGGAACGCAUUUUCCUCCUCAGGCUCAGUUGCCCGGUCAAGCGAGUUGCAUUGGCCUGCUUUCACUCAAUUUGCUGCAUUGUUCCUCAUCCGCUCCCUCCUUGCAAUUGAUGCUUGCCGCAUGCAAUCGCAAGCUCAGCUUCCCGAUUGGUUGUUUCGUGCAUGCGACCAAGGUUGUGCAGCACAGUAAGCUGGCACAGCAGACAGGGAAAGUGGUCGUCAUGUGUGGAGUUUUGAGGUUUCACUUUUGGGCAGAGAGUUGCGUUGCCCAGCAACGCGACCAAGGUGUUCUCGAGGGGCGGCUGUUCUUGUUUACUCACCUGAGCCAAUCAAGGAAGCCAGUCACCAUUGCACUGCACCCUGAGAAACCAGAAGGCCUCCUUAAACACUACAAACUGAAUUCCGCCAUCGGUGCAGCACUUGUUGACCCUCACCUUACGUUUCUCCUCUGCACCAUUAUCGGGUGUCCAGACAGAGCUGCUGCGCGGUUGUGGUCAGCAUUCACUGCCAUCGCAAUCCCUUUGAUACCCCAUUCAUUCAGCAACGCAACAUCCCUAGACCCGGUUUGCGAUCAUCAAGGUUGUUUUGCGACUGCGCAGCCAGCUAGGUGUUUUGGGUGCUGCAGUGACUUGAAUCAUUUCUAUCCCGCAACACUAUGCGGUUGCAGUAGCGGAUCGCAGCAAUCGCGCCAGGAAAUCGAAGCAACAACCAAGCCAACCAAAGACACCCCGAGCACAUCCCGCACCAAGGGACCCUUAUGAGCAUGACAUCGCAAGAACCAGUAUGUCGUCCCAACUGGCACUCUGCCCUGCUGUCUCUUGAGAAUCACUUCUGACACCGAUUCCCUCA
Messenger RNA from Parathielavia appendiculata, 1166 nucleotides. RefSeq lists its product as uncharacterized. Bases 428 to 1078 code for a protein of 216 amino acids. The transcript has a single exon. NCBI's taxonomy places the organism in Eukaryota, Fungi, Ascomycota, Sordariomycetes, Sordariales, Chaetomiaceae. The record is from RefSeq and is a predicted model, not a curated record.